AUGAGUAAGAAUAAUGAUGGUGAAGAUCUAGAAUAUUAUAAAGCAAAACAAAAUGCUGGACAAUUGCCUGUAAGUAAAAAUGAAACAACAAAAACUUCAAAGUCAUUGUCAAACGCUGCAAUGUUAAAAUUAAAAUCAGAUGGUUACAUACCAAUGAAUGAAUCACCAGAAAAACAACGUGAAUUUGAACGUUAUAAAGAAAUCACAUUUGCACAAAAAGCAAGUGAAAAAGCUAAACAAAACCCACUUAUACCUAUUGGAUUAUUAACGACAGUAGCUGCUUUAACAUUAGGUCUUCGUGCAGUGUCUCGUGGUGAUAAAUGGCAAUCGCAAAUGAUGAUGCGAGCUCGAAUUGGGAAACGACAAUCUAAUGAUGGAGUAACCUUUUGUCGUUUAUUAUCAAGGGGUAAAGAACGUACUUUCAAGGGUUUAGCGAUAGCGAACACCUAUCACCCACUUUGA
This is a messenger RNA of Rotaria sp. Silwood1, 462 nucleotides long. Lineage: Eukaryota; Metazoa; Rotifera; Eurotatoria; Philodinida; Philodinidae. The record is from the annotation of a GenBank genome assembly.